GAAUCCGAAUAUCGAAAAUGAGUGAAAUGAAGAGAAUUUCCCACCACCAGCAAUUACUUUGCACGGUGUUAUUCGAAUAGAAAAUGGUGUUGAAAUGAGGCCUUCAGUUUGGAGCAUCUAAGAAUAACGGUAUUGAAUAAAACCACAAAAUUGUGUCAACAAUAUAAAUUUUAAAUAGCGGUUAGAAAAUAAACAAUCAUUUUAAAUAUUUAUAAACUACAAGGAGCCUUCGGCGGUAAUGUCAUUGUCAUGAUAUUAUGACAAUAUGUCCAUUGCAAUACGUCCCCAAUUGCUUAAUAGAAUGCAUAAGCGGCACCACGUUCGAGACAACAUCAUCAGAAUUGAAUCUAGAGAUAAGCGACAUGAUCUUUUUCAAUUUAUACGCCGAACAAUGUACUGGGCGGCCAUGUACCCUAUGUCUUUGGAACACCUUUUGCCUCAACGCAUUCGCUACCUUAGCUCAUUUAUCGAAGUGUUUUACGAGCUAUUCCUCCACCUGGUCUGCAUACACAUUGUCAUUCUGUAUUUGUGUACAUUUUAUUUGAACAACAAUAGUGGAGAUUUGGAAUUACUGGUCAACUGUAUGAUGCAGACAAUCAUUUACGUAUGGGUAAUUGGUAUGAAGUUGUAUUUCCGUCGUAUGAAUCCACGGCCGUUGGAAGAGCUGAUGAAAACUAUGAAUUUGCAAUAUAGGACUCAUUCGAUUAAAGGAUUUACAUAUGUAACAAUGGAGGAGUGUCUCAUCAUGGCUAAUAAGUGGAUAAAGACGUAUGUGUACAGCUGCUUUGCUGGAGCUGUAUUUUGGCUAAUUAUACCAAUCACCUAUGAUGAUCGUAGUCUACCUUUGUCCUGUUGGUAUCCUGUGGAUUAUAAGAAGCCUAUCAUUUACGAGAUAAUAUAUUUCCUUCAAGCUGUUGCGCAAAUUCAAGUUGCAGCCGCAUUUUCCGCCUCCAGUGGUCUUCACAUGACACUGUCCAUCUUAUUAUCUGGACAAUAUGAUGUCCUCUUUUGUAGCUUGAAAAAUAUUCUUGCAAAUGUUGCCCUUCGAAUGCAAUCGACGGAACAACAAUUGAGAAAACUUUACAAGCUUCAUGAAAUUACAUCGCACGACACAAACGAGUUCUAUUGUAGCAAAGAGAAAACUUUGGACGUGGAGAGACUAUUUGACGCGCAACAACUUUUUGUAGAAACUUCACAGGAUUUUCGACAUAAUUUUCGUAACGUUUUCAAGGAAUGCAUCGUACAUCACUGGUUCAUUUUAGACUGUUUGAAAAGUAUGGAAAGAUUUUACAAUCCCAUUUGGUUUCUGAAAACCGGCCAAGCCAUUCUGCUGCUGUGUUUGGUAGCAUUUGUCUCUGUAAAGUCAACAACAACAAAUUCUUCGUUUUUGAAAAAUCUAUCUCUGGGUCAAUAUCUUUUCUUGGUUGCUUGGGAAUUUUUGGUGAUCUGCUAUUUUGGCGAAAUGAUUUUUUACAACAGCCAACGUUGUGGUGAGGCUAUUCUGAAAAGUCCCUGGUAUUUAUGUGUGCGUGAAAUCAAAAACGAUCUUCUCCUCUUUCUGCUGAGAUCGUACAGACCAUUCAAGUUAACAGCCGGUAGAAUGUUUGCCUUAAAUAUCGAUUGGUAUCGUUGGGUUAUUACAACAGCAUUUUCAUUUUUAACUCUACUACAAAAUAUGGACCAAAGGGAUGUGAAUGUGUCAACCUAGAAGCAAUCUGGUGUAUGUCUUUGUAUUGAGUAAAAAUAAAUAAAGAGUCGUUUUU
Molecule: messenger RNA, 1763 nt
Organism: Musca domestica (house fly)
Lineage: Eukaryota; Metazoa; Arthropoda; Insecta; Diptera; Muscidae
Product: odorant receptor 83a-like
Exons: 6
Coding region: 266-1708 (480 amino acids)
Biological process (GO): detection of chemical stimulus involved in sensory perception of smell; sensory perception of smell
Cellular component (GO): plasma membrane
Molecular function (GO): olfactory receptor activity; odorant binding
Source: RefSeq, a predicted model, not a curated record